CUUCUCCAAGAAAGUGGUGAAUCCCCUACUUCAGAUUCUUCUCCCUUGUCACUUCAUACCACGCCUCCUAGUGAAGAUGAUUCAGGUUGGCUCAUUGCUUUCAAAAAAUGUACUCGUUCCACUCAAAACCCACAUCCUAUUUAUAAUAUUGUUAGUUAUCACAGAUUGUCGGCUUCCUAUUAUUCUGUGAUUAUACCAGAAAUGUGAAUGAAACACUUGAUCAUCCUGAAUGGUAACAAGCCAUGAUAUCAGAAAUGCAUGCUCUUGACCACAGUAUUACUUGGGAGCUCGUGCCCCUUCCCCCGGACAAAAAGGCCGUUGGUUGCCGACGGGUGUAUGCAAUUAAAGUCAGUCUUGAUGGUGAAAUUGAUCAGCUCAAUGCUCAGUUAUUUGCAAAAGGAUACACUCAAGUUUAUGGCAUUGAGUAUUAUGACACUUUCUCUCCCAUGGCCAAGAUGACUACUAUUCAUCUCUUCUUUGUAAUGGCAACAAUUCAUCACAGGCUACUUCAACAAUUGGAUAUCAAAAAUGCCUCCUUCCAAGGUGAUCUUGAGGAAGAAGUUUAUACAGAGCAACCUCCUAGGUUUGUUGCUUAAGGAAGUUUGGUAUGGUAUGUAAAUUGCAUCGAUCUCUAUAUGGCCUCAAGCAAUCACCAUGUGCUUGGUUUUGAAAAUUCAACUCCACUGUUCAAAAAUUUGAGCUAAAACACAAUGAAGUAGAUCAUUCAGUCUUUUACUGUCAUACAUCUCUCGGGAAAUAUGUUUAUUUAAUAGUAUAUGUUGAUGAUAUAGUCAUUACAAGAAAUGAUAUUGCUAGAAUAUCUCAACUAAAGGAGUACUUAUGUAGACAUUUUCAAACCAAGGAUCUUGGAAGCCUCAAAUACUUCUUAGGCAUUAAAGUAGCUCAAUCUAAAGAUGGAGUUGUAAUCUCCCAAAGGAAGUAUGCUUUUUGAUAUAUUACGAUAAACAAGUAUGAUUGAUUGUAGACCGGUAGACAGUCGUAUGGACCCAAAUAAGAAAUUAACGACAAAAAAAGGGGAAUUAUUCUUCAAUCCUGAGAGAUAUAGGAGGCUUGUUGGAAAACUGAUUUAUCUUACUAUUACAAGGUCGAAUCUGUCUUUUGUAAUUGGAGUGGUUAGUCAGUUCAUGCAGGCUCCACUGUUGGCCAUUGGAAUGCUAUCAUUCGCAUUCUAAGGUAUAUCAAAAGGACUCUCGGACAAGGGUUGUUAUAUGAAGAAAAAGGAAGCAUUCAAGUCUUUAGGUAUUGUGAUGCAGAUUGGGCAGGUUCCUCUAUUGGUAGACGGUCUACUAUUGGAUAUUGUGUUUUCGUUGGAGGAAACACUAUUUCAUGGAAAAAUAAGAAACAAAAUAUAGUGGUUCGAUCAACAAUUGAAGUUGAAUAUGGGGCAAUGAUGUCACUAACAUGUGAACUUGUAUGGGUGAAGCAGUUUGUUCAAGAGCUUAACUUCUGUGACAUCUAGACUAUGAAGAUAUAUUGCGAUAUUCAAGUUGCUCUCCGCAUUGCAUCAAACCUAGUGUUUCACGAGGGAACUAAACAUAUAGAAAUUGAUUGUCGUUUUGUUCGUGAAAAUUUGUUAACAAAAGAAAUACUGAGUUUGUUGGAUCAAAUGAUCAACUCACAGAUGUGUUAACCAAGUCAUUAAGGGGAUCUCAGAUUAAAUUUAUUUGUUCCAAGCUUGGUUCAUAGAAUCUAUAUGCUCUAGCUUGAGAGGGAGUGUUAGAAUAGUUAUGUCUAUGUAUCAUCAUUAGCUUAAGUAAGGUGUAAUGUGCUAAACAAUUUAUGAGUUGUACAUAUAGUUGUACCUAGUUUUUCAUUAUAAAUAGCAGAUUGUGAGAGGGAUGUCUUCAACCCUGUAGAAAUAUAUUUAUUUGUCUUAAUUUCAAGUGUUACGAAUUUGUGUACCUAUAAACCACUUCGAGCUUGAUAGCUUGAUAGCAUUCAUUCAGAAUAAAACCUUUAUCCCAUGUGACAUAAGCUGUUAGGAGAUUACUUGUAUAUAGAAGAAGGAAAAACAUUACAUAGCCUAACUGCCAAGGCAGUUAGGAAAAGCGGGAAAAGGGGAUCGUAUAAAUAGUAGAGGGCGUGAUUGUAGAAGUUAGUUUUUGGAUUUCAUAAUAGUUUGACAGGAACUUGUUGUCCUGUAGGGGGAGGUUAAGCUCUCUGCAACCAUUGUAUCUUGUAUUCUUGAUUGUGUGGUAAUACAAAGAGGAUUAUACAAUACUUUCGACUGUGUUGGUUGAGUGUGUGGAGUUCGUUUUCCAUAGGUUCUUGAUUAGGAACCUAUCAAUUUGGUCUGACCUACCAGAUCAAGAGGAGCGGAUGACGAAGAUGGAGAGCCAGACGGAGGGACGAUUGGAAAAUCUUGAAAUCACAGUGGAGGGAAUUAAAGUGGAGACCGCGGCGAUUCGUCGUGACAUGCAGCAAUUGGUGAGGAUUAUGGAAAAAGGAACGAAUAAUCAGGAUGAGAAAUCUGAAGGGGGUAACAGCUCCGUGAAUGAUAAUCACGAGAGGCGCAAUAAUGGGGGAUACAACAGAAUUGGCAGAAAAAGGUGGAGCUGUCGUCGUUUGAAGGGGUGGAGCCUCACAGCUGGAUCAACAGAGCAGAACGGUUCUUUGACAUCCACGGAGUGGCAAAGGAGGAUAAGGUAGAACUCACUUACAUUGGCAUGGAGGGGAGCACGAGUUAUUGGUUCAAAUACUGGAAGGAAAAAGCCAAGAACCGUUCUUGGUCGGGUUUGAAGGCUGGGCUGAUUAAUCGCUUCGAAGGUGGAUUUCGGGGGACAAUGUACGAGCAGCUGGCAACGCUGAGGCAAGAUGGGACAGUGGAGGAAUUUGUUAGGAGCUUUGAAAUAUUACUGGAUCAGACCCAGGGGCUUCUGGAGGAGCUGAUAUUGGGGUUUUUCCUGGCUGGGCUACGGAAGAUAUUAAGGGGCAAGUACGGAUCCAAGAUCCUCAGGAAUUGAUGGUUGCGAUGAGGAUCGCAAGGGAUGUCAAAGACGCAAUGUGCCGAGCACGAGGGGAAGUAUAAUGGCGUCAAAGUAAACCCAGUGGGUUGCGAGCCACGACGACGAUCAUUAGAGGCGAUACUGACUGUCAAACCACGAGUCGGUCAGGUAGGGCCGAGGGAGCUGGAACAAUCAGAAGACAGGGAUCAUCGACGGUGCGUAACGCGAGGGGUAGUACCGAUGGGGGAGGCAAUAGUAGGGGAAGAAUCGUUAACAACUUACCUUACCCAGAAUAUCUCAAGAGGCGGGAAGAAGGUCGAUGCUUUCGAUGCGCGGGUCUGUUUGCUCCAGGUCAUUGGUGCUCGGAGAAGAGCUUGAGAGUAUUGCUGCUAGCGGAGGACGAAGACGAUGAGGUUGGAGAGGGAUAAACCAGGGUGAGAAGCCCAUGGAGUUGUCAGCUUGCUCUGCCGAAGGGUUAACAUCGCCCAAAACCUUGAAGCUGACAGGGAAUAUUGGAGAAUGACGCGUGGUAGUUUUCAUAGAUAGUGGCACAAGCCACAACUACAUGAAUUGGAGGAUAACGGAGGAGUUGAAACUACCCAUAACAAUCACGCUAACGUAUCCGGUGAGUCUAGGCGAUGGGCACCGGAGGAUGACCCGAGGACGUUGCGAGAAGGUUAGAGGAAGUUUGGAAGAAGCUACUGUGGAGGAAGAAUUCUAUGUGUUCGAAUUGGGCGGGGUCGAUGUUAUAUUAGGCGUUGCAUGGCUAGCUAAGUUGGGGGAAGUAAUGAUUAAUUGGGGAGAAACGACCAUGGUGUAUUACCUAGAGGGUAAAAGGAUUCGGAUAAGGGGUGAUCCAACUUUAUCCCGACAGCUGGUUGAGCCAAAAAGUCUGCUAAAGUUAACAGAUGCUGAGUCAUGGGCUUUGGUGCGGGAUUUAGGCUUAGUGGAGAAGCAGGUUGGCGGUGAGUGGCCUGAUGACUUAACAAGAGAGCAGAAAGCAGAAUUGGGAGUGGUGUUGUAGGCACAUUACCGAGUAUUUCAGGAGGCACAGUGCUUACCACCACCUUGUGAUAUAAAGCAUCCUUACAGAAUAAAGAUUGAGACUUCGAAAUUGGGUUUGAUCGAGAGAAAAAAAAUUAUGGCCAGAAGAGAUCUUGAGACUGGCGGUGGGAGAACCAAGAACAACAGAACAGAGGAAAACUACACUGCGCAUGAGUCUUCUAAUCUUUACGAAGCUGAUACCCAUUGGACAUGGUUGGUUCCUAUGUUUGUGGGUGCUAACAUUGUUGUUUUUGUUAUUUUCAUGUACAUCAAUAAUUGUCCCAAGAAUAACCUCGGUCCCCAAGGUGGUUGCGUGGCCAAGUUCCUUGGAAGGUUCUCCUUCGAACCUAUGCAGGAGAAUCCGUUGCUUGGUCCUUCUUCUUCAACAUUGACCAAGAUGGGAGCCCUUCGGUGGGAUAAUGUUGUGAACGGGCCUCAAGGAUGGAGACUUAUCAUUUGCAUUUGGUUACACACUGGGAUUAUUCAUUUGCUUGCUAACAUGUUGAGUCUGGUAUUCAUUGGGAUUCUGGAACAACAAUGCGGGUUUGGGAGGAUUGGAGUUAUAUACCUGGUGACUAUCCAGGAUCAAUAUCAUGAGUUCAACCUUGUGGACAAGGUUGUUGAAGGAGAGGAGGGUAAUGUUAGGAGAUUACUUGUAUAUAGAAGAAGGAAAAAAGUUACAUAGCAUAAUUGCCAAGGCAGUUAGGAAAAGCGGGAAAAGGGGAUCGUAUAAAUAGGAGAGGGCGUGAUUGUAGAAGUUAGGUGAUUGUAGAAGUUAGUUUUUGGAUUUCAUAAUAGUUUGACACGAACUUGUUGUCCUGUAGGGGGAAGUUAAGCUCUCUGCAACCAUUGUAUCUUGUAUUCUUGAUUGUGUGGUAAUACAAAGAGGAUUAUACAGUACUUUCGACUGUGUUGGUUGAGUGUGUGGAGUUCUUGAUUAGGAACCUAUCACAAGCACUGAAGUUAAAUUUCAAGAUGAUUCAAACAGAAACUUUCACAGCACCAACUAGAAGCCAACAUUACCGUUUAUAUUAGACAGAACAUAGGAAGGUCAAUAUGGGUCUUAAACAAUGCUACCAAGUAAAAUAAUCACAAACAGUUAUCCCAUAAGAAUUUUGUAGGUCAUCCAUCCCAUUUUUGAGUCAAAUUUAAGAGCCAGAGUUGCAAGGCAUAACCCACCCUCACACUCAACAAAUCAUUAUCUUUUAAGAUGGCAAACACCAAUAUACGGUUUAAAUCAACCAAAAAACCCCUCCUACUCAUUCCCAAGGUUUAAAAAGCCAAUCAGCAACCGCAAUUUCAUUUGCAAUGUCCAAGGUCUUUGAGGCUUUGCAAACAGCAAUGUGAACACAAUUGUGGAGGCAAUUUUGACAGAAAAUUGUUGCCAGAAGACCACAUUUGUUUGCAAUUUCCCAUAAAUAUCAAGGAAAACAGCAAAAUCACUACCACUGCGGUGGCUGCAGUUUCCAUGGCAACCGUUGCCUCAAUGAACACAAAAAUCACAAACAUAUCCACAUAAUCUUGCUAAUCACAGGUUGAUGAACCCCAUUCCAUUUCCAACUAUCAAACACGUCACGAACUCACUAUUCAGAGCCAAUUCCAAUAUAAUAAACUCUUUUACAGAGUUAGUUGGGGCUUUUAUAGUUGUUUUUUAACAGAAAUUGUUAAACUGUUCUAUCCCAAACUUUCAGUUUGAGGAUUAGAUGGUGUAUAUAAAGACCUUCGCGGGAACUUGAAGGGGAUUAUUCAAUCAAAAAUAUAUAUUUAGUUUAUUAGUUUGUAUAUCUAUGUGUGUGAUUGCCACCGUAGGGAGUUUUGGAGAGAGUAUGUGUUUGGUGCUUAGAAGUGAGUCAGUGAGAGUGAUAAAGAAUAAAAAAAAUUAUCACAUUUGUAUCAGUUUUGCUGGGUGAUGAUGGAUCCUUACGAGCUCUUUGAUCUUCAAGAAUCAGUGAGGCAAUCUUUGGAAAUGGUAAAAAAGUCAAUUGCAGACCUCACAGCAACAGUUAGGCUUUCAAGAUGACUAAAAAACCAUAAAAGAUUAUGGGAGGCAGGCUGAAUUUGUAGAGACGGCUGUUUCACUGCUGGAACAGUUUUCUAAGUUAGAGGGAAUCCCUGAAACUCAGAAGCUAUUUGAUGGUUGAGUUAGAAAAGUCACUCAGGGUUAAUAGUCCUACAUCUGUUCAGGAGGCAGUCCGAAUUACUUGCUUAAAAGUUCACAAUCUUUACAAAAGCUAUGUUAAUUCUGGCCUUGCCUUUGGAGCUAAACGCUGGGUGGCACCUUUGAAUAGACAGUGUGAACGUUUUGCAAGUGCAAAGGCCACGAACAUACCCCGUGGGAGCAUUGGUGUGCUAUAAAAUGGUGGAGGAUGA
Molecule: messenger RNA, 6380 nt
Organism: Vigna radiata var. radiata (mung bean)
Lineage: Eukaryota; Viridiplantae; Streptophyta; Magnoliopsida; Fabales; Fabaceae
Product: RHOMBOID-like protein 2
Exons: 1
Coding region: 4108-4695 (195 amino acids)
Biological process (GO): proteolysis
Cellular component (GO): membrane
Molecular function (GO): serine-type endopeptidase activity
Source: RefSeq, a predicted model, not a curated record